Molecule: messenger RNA, 3541 nt
Organism: Trifolium pratense (red clover)
Lineage: Eukaryota; Viridiplantae; Streptophyta; Magnoliopsida; Fabales; Fabaceae
Exons: 9
Coding region: 122-3154 (1010 amino acids)
Molecular function (GO): DNA binding
Source: RefSeq, a predicted model, not a curated record
GAAGAGGUUAAAGCUUGUACUUUACUUUCAUAUAUUCUUCCAAACCGCUUUAACUUUUAUCUUCAAUAAAGCAAAAAACUUGAACUUGUUUGAACCAGUUCAUUCUCUCACUGUGUUUGAAAUGGUUGGAGUUGGAGGAACACAAAUCUUUGGUGGAAGCAAAUCAUGGCAGGAAGAUAUUUACUGGACCCAUUUCCAAUUCAUCCAUUUCACUCAAUUUCUCAGAACUGACUUUGAACAACAUCUUGCACUUCCGAAAACAUUUUCAAACAAUGUAAAGAAGAAGUUGCCUGAAAAUGCGACCCUUAAAGGUCCUAGUGGAGUGGUGUGGAAUAUAGGGCUGAAAACUAAAGAUGAUACUGUUUACUUCACUAAUGGUUGGCAACAAUUCUUGAAAGAUCACUCUUUGGAAGAGAAUGAUUUCCUUGUCUUUAAGUACAAUGGUGAAUCACACUUUGAAGUCUUAAUCUUUGAUGGAGAAAGCUUAUGUGAGAAGGCAUCUUCUUAUUUUGUUGGAAAAUGUGGACAUCCUCAAACUGAACAAGGGGAUAACAAGGCAAAGGAAACAAACAAUUCUCUUGGAGAAAUCAAUACUGCUUCUAAUGGUGGUGUUGAAUGUGGUUCACCUGAGAAAUUUCGGCGUGUUAACAGUAUACGAACACCAUUACCUGUACCUUUUGAAACUACCAAUGGAGAGACUUUUAAUGCUGGUGUUGAAUCUGCUUCCCCUGAGAAAUUGAUGGCUGAUGCACUCACUAAGACCACAACUAUACAGUUUCCCUUCCAACCAACUGGCAAAAGGACCAAGAAGCCUGUUAAUGAAGUUACGCCUACGCCUGUCCAGACUAAGAAGCGAGGGAGGAGACCAUUCAAAGCAGCUCAUUCUUGUGAUUUGGUGGCUUGUAACAAGGAACACUCAGAAACAUCUAACCUGAAUAGAAGUGGCAAGGAAGAUGACCAUUAUAUUCCUAGCGGCGGAGCUUCACUUUCAAGGUCAUCAAUAUGUCAUGAGAAAAAGAUAGCUCAGUCAUUUACCUCCACUUUUCCAUAUUUUGUUAAAAUAAUGAAAUCAUUCAAUGUCGGCGGUUCACGUAUUCUGAAUGUACCGUCAAAAUUUUCGAAAGUACAUCUUCCAAACACCAAGAUACAGAUUAUUCUUCAUAAUUUGAAGGGAGGACAGUGGAUUGUUAAUGCUGUUCCAACAACUAAAUUGCAUACAAGUCACACUAUGUGUGGAGGAUGGUUGGAUUUUGUUCGUGGCAACGACAUAAAGCUUGGAGAUGUCUGCAUUUUCGAACUGAUAGGUAAGUGUGAGUUACGUGUUCGUAUCGCUGAGGUCGGAAAAGAUGGGCUAGAAGACUCCCAGAUUGGAAAACAAGCUUCUAGUACGCUUGGUGCAAGACAUGAUGUCGUUCGCAAUAAGACUUCGAGUUCGAGAUAUAAGCCAAAGAGUUCUAAAUUCAGCUCAAAGUACAGAAAGAAAGUUGUUGCAUCAGAUAAAAAGUUGUCAAAGAUUGGUCAAGAAGCUGUUUUGUCCAUUGAGUUGAAAAAAUCUGAUGUUGGAAAGGAAGGUCUUGACAAUCAAAAUGGGCAUAUGAAUGAGCCUUAUUGGCAAAGGAAACAGACAAUUCUGUUGAAGAAAUCAAUACUGCUUCUAAUGGCGGUGUUGAAUGUGGUUCGCCUGAGAAAUAUCGGCGUUAGUAUACGAACACCAUUAGUUGUAUCUUUUGAAACUACCAAUGAGACGACUUUUAAUACUGGUGUUGAAUCUGCGUCGCCAAAGCAUUUCAUGGCUGAUGCAGUUGCUAAGACCACACCUACUGUUCAAGGCUUAAAGCUUCCACUGUUUUUUUUUUUACUAGAGCUUAAACCUCAACCAUUUCAAUCUCAGACUGUGUUCCAAAUGGGAGGAGGAAGCAAAUCUUGGCAGGAAGACAUUUACUGGACCCAUUUCCAGUUCAUCCAUUUCACACAAUUUCUCACCACAGAUUUUGAACAACAACUUGCACUUCCUAAAACAUUUUCAGCCAAUGUAAAGAAUAAAUUGCAAGAAAAUGUGACCCUUAAAGGUCCUAGUGGAGUUCUGUGGAAUGUAGGGCUGACAACUAGAGACGACACCUUGUACUUCGCGAACGGUUGGCAAGAAUUCAUGAAAGACCACUCUUUGAAAGAGAAUGAUUUCCUUGUCUUUAAGUACAAUGGUGAAUCACACUUUGAGGUUUUAAUCUUUGAUGGAGAAAGUUUAUGUGAGAAAGCAGCUUCUUAUUUUGUCGGAAAAUGUAGUAAUGUUAAAGCUGAACAAGGGGGUAGCAAGGCAAAGGGCACAAACACUGCUACUGAAGAAGUCAUUAAUACUGCUUCUAACGGUGGUGUUGAAUGUGGUUCACCUGUGAAAUUUCAGCGUCUUAAUAGUAUAGGAACACCAUUGGAUGUACCUUUUGUAACUACCAACGAGACUGGUGUUGAAUCUGCGUCCCCAGAGGAGUUCAUAGCUGAUUUCGUCACUAAGACCACACCUGUAGUGAUUCCCUCCCAAAAAACCGGCAAAAGGACCAAGAGGCCUGUUAAUGAAGUUAUUCCUGAGCAGACUAAGAAGCGAGGAACAACACCGAAAGCAGCUAAGAAGCGAGGAACAACACCGAAAGCAGCUAAUUCUAGUGAGAGAGUACUUGAGAAGGAACACUCAGAGGCAACCAUUCCGUGUAGAAGUGGGAAGGAAGAUGACCGUUAUACUGUCCGCGGAGUUAAACUGUCAACGUUAUCAACAGAACCUAACGAGAAAGAGAUAGCCCAAUCAUAUACCUCCUCUUUUCCAUAUUUUGUUAAAAUAAUGAAAUCGUUCAAUGUUGGUGGUUCAUGUUUGCUGAAUAUACCAUCUCAAUUUUCGAAAGCACAUUUUCCAAACAAAGUAAUAAAGAUUAUCCUACAUAAUUCGAAGGGAGAACAGUGGACUGUUAAUUGUGUUAAUAAAUCUAGUGUGCAUUAUACACAUCACAUUUUCUGUGGAGGAUGGAUAGAUUUUGUUCGUGGCAAUGGCAUAAAGGUUGGAGAUGUCUGCAUUUUCGAACUUAUACGUGAGUAUGAAUUACGUGUUCGUAUUGCUGAGGUUGGAAAAGAUGGACUAGACUUCAAGGAUGAAAAACUAGAUUCUUAGCGUGCCUAGUGCAAGAUAAGAUGUCGCUUGUCUUAAACAAAGGCGACGGGUAGGAUAAAAGUCAUCAAAGAUUGGUCAAGAAGCUGUUCCAUCCUGCUAACGUUCUUGUUUGUGAGACAGAUAAAUCAAUUUCCAAUUAGUUGUAUUGUAUCAUCAGUAAUCUAGAUCAUAGAAUGUUUUACAUUUCACCAUUCAAAUCCCAAUUAGUUGUAUCAUCAUUAAUCAAGAUCAUAAAAUGUAGUAAUUAUCUAUUAUGACACUGUUUUUUUAGUUCAUAUCAUUGUGAAUUUGUGAUUGCUAUAACAUUCAGUAGGCUUGUGAUGUUGAUCUCUAAUUUUUUAUGAUAAAAUGAAUUUUAUUUACUAAAGUACUAUUAUUAUUUAAUAA